AUGUUGGCCGGUCACUUUGCUGCUGUGUUAUCUGUCGACGUUGUUCCCACUGUCACCACCCUCCUGGCUGAAGAGGCAAGACAAGGAUCGAUCGAUUUGGUACCUGUCCCUUCACAAGCGCGUGGCAAGAAAGAUUCAACAGAAUAUCUCCAAACUAAGGGCAUCACGGGGGAAACCGCCAGCAGAUAUCGAGAAGAACCAGGAAAAGGCGGUGCCCCAUCUUCAGGUGGAGUCGAUGAACAAAGAUGCGAUGGAACAUCUGGUGAGCUCUAA
Fusarium coffeatum is the source of this 273-nucleotide messenger RNA. RefSeq lists its product as uncharacterized. Bases 1 to 273 code for a protein of 90 amino acids. The transcript has a single exon. The record is from RefSeq and is a predicted model, not a curated record. NCBI's taxonomy places the organism in Eukaryota, Fungi, Ascomycota, Sordariomycetes, Hypocreales, Nectriaceae.